UGUUGGAGUUACACAGUUGGUUUUCGUUUACCGACAUUGAACAAUCAUUUAUUUAUUAAUCAGAGAGGUGGAAAACUUAUAAAUGUUUAUUUUACUAUUUGCGCGAUAUACUUAAAACUGUGAAUUCACUAAUCAGUAUUCAGUAUCAGAGAGUAUCACCGCGAUGACGCGAUAUCACCUCAGCGAUAAUGGCUCUUUAUUGAUCCGAGGUCACUCACGCACUGGAAGCGAAACCAAGGAAUUUCGCGAAGCAACUAAAAAGGAUGCGUUGAUGCACUUGCAGAAGGAAUUGGAAAAGCUUUUGGCCACUGCUAGUCCUUCCAGAAAAGACUAUGUUAGGAAAGAAUUUGAAGGAUUUACAUCUCUUUUUAGGAGAUUUUUAGCUGAAGAAGGACCUUCAGUAGAUUGGAAUAAAAUAGAAAAACUGCCAACAAAUGCAAUCAGAAACUACGAAGAAUUGGCCACACCAACCGCAGAAAAUAUUCACAAAAUGCUACAAAAGCUCGUAGUGGUUAAGCUUAAUGGUGGUUUGGGAACAUCCAUGGGUUGUCGCGGUCCAAAAUCAGUUAUUCCUGUUAGAAACGAUUUAACCUUUUUAGAUCUUACAGUUCAACAGAUCGAAGAGUUAAACAAACAAUACAAAGUAAAUGUUCCGCUUGUGCUAAUGAACUCUUUUAACACGGAUGAGGAUACUGAAAAAAUUUUACGAAAGUACAACAACAUCCAAAUAGAAAUCCACACCUUCAGUCAAUCCUGCUUUCCAAGGAUAAACAGAGACAGUUUCCUUCCUAUCGCUAAAAACUGCAACAUCGAAGAAGACAUUGAGGCAUGGUAUCCACCAGGUCAUGGUGAUUUUUAUGAGAGCUUUAAAAACUCGGGCUUGUUGAAAAAAUUCAUCGAUACGGGUCGCGAAUAUUGCUUUAUAUCCAAUAUAGAUAAUUUGGGAGCUACCGUUGAUUUAAAAAUUCUCAAUACUUUGAUGAAUCCUAUCGAUGAUGUUCACGAAUUUGUAAUGGAAGUGACCGACAAGACUAGAGCUGAUGUCAAAGGUGGUACCCUAAUGCAAUAUGAAAACAAACUGAGACUUCUUGAAAUUGCCCAAGUUCCAAAUGAUCAUCUUGACGAUUUUAAAUCCAUCAAAACAUUCAAAUAUUUUAACACUAACAAUAUUUGGGUCAAACUCGAUGCGAUUGAUAGGGUUAUUGAAGAAAAUAUUCUGAAUAUGGAAAUAAUUAUAAACAAAAAGGUAGUAAAUGGGAUCAACGUAGUUCAGUUGGAGACAGCUGUAGGAGCUGCAAUGAAAUGUUUUGAAAAUGCAAUUGGUAUAAAUGUUCCUAGAAGUCGUUUUUUGCCUGUGAAAAAAACAUCCGACCUCCUACUUGUUAUGAGCAAUUUAUACAAUUUAAAGUUUGGUUCUUUACGAAUGUCCCCACAAAGGAUGUUUCCUGCUACACCUUUGGUCAAAUUGGGAGACUCUCAUUUUUCGAAAGUUAAGGAAUUCUUAUCACGAUUUGCCAAUAUUCCGGAUAUCCUUGAAUUGGAUCAUCUUACCGUAUCAGGGGACGUUACUUUCGGAAAAAAUGUUUCUCUAAAAGGUACGGUGAUUAUUAUUGCUAAUCAUGGAGAUCGAAUUGAUGUCCCAUCUGGUGCUAUUCUAGAAAACAAAAUAGUUUCAGGAAACCUACGUAUUUUGGAUCAUUAAUGAUACAACACAUUUGCUUGCUAGUCAUUUAAAUAUUUAAUUGUAAUUAAGUACAGCACCUUUUUGUGCGUACAAUAUAUUAUUUACAAAACUGCAUGUCUUUAAAAUUAAAAUAUUACUGUUUUAAACUUUACUAGAAGUUAUUAAAUAAAUUGUCCUUUUCUAAAUAUAUCACUCUUGUAAAAUUUGUAUGUUUGUUAGUUUACAAUAGUUUUACUUGUAAUGUUGCACAAUAUUUUUCAGAUGUGACCGUACUAUUAAUAAUAUACAAAAUAUAUUUUUUGAAAAAC
Molecule: messenger RNA, 1992 nt
Organism: Agrilus planipennis (emerald ash borer)
Lineage: Eukaryota; Metazoa; Arthropoda; Insecta; Coleoptera; Buprestidae
Product: UTP--glucose-1-phosphate uridylyltransferase
Exons: 5
Coding region: 164-1702 (512 amino acids)
Biological process (GO): glycogen metabolic process; UDP-alpha-D-glucose metabolic process
Cellular component (GO): cytoplasm
Molecular function (GO): UTP:glucose-1-phosphate uridylyltransferase activity
Source: RefSeq, a predicted model, not a curated record